Molecule: messenger RNA, 1633 nt
Organism: Stereum hirsutum FP-91666 SS1
Lineage: Eukaryota; Fungi; Basidiomycota; Agaricomycetes; Russulales; Stereaceae
Product: aldehyde dehydrogenase family protein
Exons: 14
Coding region: 36-1484 (482 amino acids)
Molecular function (GO): aldehyde dehydrogenase (NAD+) activity
Source: RefSeq, a predicted model, not a curated record
CUCCGAGUUCUAGGUGUCUCAGAAAUAUCGGAAACAUGACGGCCCCUAUCUUUUCUUUCAUUAGCGACUUUCAACACAUCGUCGAUGGCAAGAAGCGCGGGUCGAAAACCACCAGCAAUGUCGUCAAUCCUACGACCGAGGAGGUUCUCGCUAACGUCCCGGUGGCUGAUCGGGAACUUUUGGACGAGACAGUUGCUGCAGCAUCACGCGCAUUCCCUGCGUGGGCUUCCGUGCCGAUCGAGACUCGACAAGCAGCCGUGGCAAAGCUAGGGGACCUCAUGAAUGAGAAAGUGAACGAGUUUGCGGACCUUCUCAUCAAGGAAGUAGGGAAGAAUCGAGAGCUUGCGACUAUUGAAGCAGGAUCUUGCGGUCCUUGGCUACAUGGACUUGCUGGCGCUUCACUGCCUGAAGAGGUUCUCCUCGAUAAUGACAAUCGCACGGUUGUCACUCGUUACGUUCCCCACGGAGUGUGCGCUGCUAUAACACCUUGGAACUUUCCGUUGUCAUUGAUGGUUUGGAAACUCGCCCCUGCCUUGGUUGCUGGGAACUGUGUAAUUGUCAAACCAUCACCCUUUGCACCCCUCUGUGCAAUUAAAUUCGUAGAGCUCGCCCAGCAAGUCCUCCCACCUGGUGUGCUCUCUGUUCUUUCUGGGGACGAUGAACUAGGACCUUGGAUAUCGACCCAUCCUGGAAUCUCGCGCAUAUCACUGACGGGCUCCAUAGCCGCGGGCAAGUCCAUCAUGCGAAACGCAGCGUCCAACCUCAUGAGCCUUACCCUCGAGCUGGGAGGAAACGACCCGGCGCUUGUCUACCCAGACGUCGACCCCAAAUCCCUUGCUCCAAAGCUGUUUUGGUCCAGCUUCCAUAAUACUGGUCAGAUUUGCUGCUCGAUCAAACGCGUCUAUAUACACGAAGAUGUCUACGAGGCCGUGCGAGACGAGCUGGUGGCUUACGCUAAGACGGUGAAGAUCGGGAAUUGCUUGGACCCGGAUGUUGGUAUGGGCCCCGUUCAAAACCGCGUUCAGUUCGACAAGGUCAAAUCGUAUAUCGAUGACUGUCACGCCAAUGGCUAUGCUUUCUCCCUGGGAGGGGACACUAUUCAGGGACCCGAUAGCAAGGGUUUCUUCUUGCCGAUCAGUAUUGUCGAUUGUCCGCCACAGGAGUCGAGGAUCGUUCAAGAAGAGCAAUUUGGCCCCAUACUGCCCCUGCUGAAAUGGAAGGAUGAAGACAAAGUCAUCAAACAAAUGAACGAUGGUCCCUAUGGACUAACCGCAACUGUAUGGACCAAUGAUUUGGAUCAUGCACAGAUGAUAUCGAAGAGGCUUGAUGCUGGUACAGUCUGGAUUAACGAAUCGCAACUGUUCCAUUGGGAUCAUCCUUUCGGAGGCGUUAAGCACUCCGGCAUCGGCGUCGAGCACGGGCGUCAGGGACUUCUCUCCUGGACAAAUAUACAAACAGUCGCUCUAACUAAAGCACGGACCUGAGGUCCGAUGAUUCAAUAUUCAUAAAUCAGACAAGCGGACAACGUGAGUAGCUGUUGCGUGGGUAGACCAUCGUUUUAUGCUCCGUUUCUUCUUCUAUACAGGUCCGGACGGUCGUAUGACUAUUGCAAUGCCAUUAAACUCUGUAGGCC